Nothobranchius furzeri (turquoise killifish) is the source of this 7123-nucleotide messenger RNA. Lineage: Eukaryota; Metazoa; Chordata; Actinopteri; Cyprinodontiformes; Nothobranchiidae. The record is from RefSeq and is a predicted model, not a curated record.
UGUCAGUAGACAUAAAAAAACUACAAUUAAAAAAAUAGAUAAAAUAUUAUACAACUGGAGGAAAAAACCUCAUUAUCUUAAAAAAGAUGUUAUCACGGGACAUAGAGAGCAAGGUGGUCUGAAUGUACUAGAUUUUAAUAUUGUAAAUAACACGUUUAAAAUCAAAUGGCUCAUCGAAUUCUUAAGAAAUCCUAACAUUAACUGGAACGCUUUUCCAGCAUUUGUAUUUAAUACCCUCGGUGGCAUAAACUUUUUGCUGAAAUGAAAUUUUUCGAUUGAUAAAAUUCCCUUGAAAUUAGCUGAGUUCCAUAAACAAGCCCUGUUAUCCUGGAUCUUGAUGUAUAAACAUAAUUUUAGCCCACAUAGGUAUUUUAUCUGGAACAACAAAGAUAUCCUCUUUAAAAAGAAAUCCUUGUUUUAUCGGACAUGGUUUGACAGAGGAAUCCUGUUAGUAGGUCAGUUACUGAAUAAAAAUGGUUUUCUAAUGUCAUAUUCAGAAUUUCUGCAGUUCUUCAAUUUCCCAGUGACGCCGAAGGAAUACGCAGUGGUAUUUGAUGCAAUCCCUGCAGGGUCACUACAGAUCCUAAAAGGCGUGACAUUUGAACAUAAUGCUGAAACUAAUAGAAUUUUUGUUGGAGCUGUAGAGAUUACAAGGGAAAGAUGUACUAAUAAAUGUGUUAGAAACCAAAUUUCUUGUUCGGUCCCAACUGCUGCAAAGUUUUUUUGGUAUUCAACCAUGGGUUACCUAAAUUGGAAGAAGGCCAAUACUACAAUACUUAAAUACUGCAUUAAUAAUACAAUUAAAGAAGUUUCAUUUAAAAUCUUGCACCACAUUUACCCUGUAAAAGAUAUACUUUAAAGAUUCAAAAUAAAUAUGGAAGAGUCGUGAACAUUCUGCCAAUCAAGUAGAGGAACAAUAUUUCAUUUAUUUUAUCACUGUUUAUACACAAAAAGAUUUUGGUCUGAACUGGAAGAAUUUAUUGUCACAAAAUUGAAAGUCAACACCAGUAUAAGAAUUUUUGGUGUAAUGUUAUAUUGUGAUUUUCAUAGUUUGUCCAAAAAUGUAAUGUAUGUUACCGGUAAUUAACUGUUUGUCAUCCUUGGAAAAUUUCAUAUCUACAAAUGCAAAUGGUCUAAUUCACAUCCUUGCUUUAAAAUAUUUAUUUGUGGACUGGAAACUGUGUUAUGAAACAAUUGAACAUGUGAAGAGCACAAAGGCUAUAAGAACAUUUCAACUUCUGAAGGAUCUGAGCAUGGUAUAAUGAGUUUAAUUUUAUUCUUGUCCUCUUUUUUUACACAUCGCAAUAUGCUUUAAGACCCUCUGGCCUGUUUGUAAUGUUCCUUGUGCAGGUUGCACAAGUGUUUUCUGUACCUAUUCGAGAGAGUCAAUAGCCAUAAUGUCAGUUGACGUGUUAUCGUCGUUAUCAUCAGGCAUGCCUUUGGUUUUUUUCUCCAUGUGUGGGUUUUCAGGGGUGUUUCCAGCAGUUGUCACCUAUCUGUCCAUCUUGUUGCUGCAGGAAUUAGCCGUAUCCAGCUGGAGGUUCCUCGCUGUCUGGGGGUUUGUGUCCUUGUUUUCUUCAUGUUUUGUGCUGAGAUUUUAUCCAAGUGACUUUCAAGAUUGGAAUUUUAUCAGUUCAAUUCAUAGCGUCGGGACUUUAAGAGGAGCUCAGACGGAUGCGUAAGGUCAGUCCGCCAUCUUGCUGCCCCCUCAUCUGCUGCUGUUCCUUUGGCAUCUGAGAAACGCGCUCGUGUUGCUGCUUUCAUCAGAUUGAAGAGUUUGCCUCUAUCAGACUCGGCCAUCUGAGUUGGUCAUGAUGCAGGUCAGGAUCGCUGCUCGCUCUCUGAUCCAUCCUGCUCACACUCUCCGACGGAAAAGCCUCAGAACUUCAUCAGCUGCUUUGUUUCUAUUGCAGCUGUUAGCUAAACACGGCUAAAGCAGACCUGCUACCACUUCAGGUUCUGGCACUGAGUCAUCAUCUGGAUCUGGACAACAUGGAUACAGUUGUCCUAAAUAUGGCACUGGUUAAAGAAGAUCCUGAAGAACAGAGUGUUGAUGUAGACCAGCAGAACCCAGAGCACCUCCACAUAAAGGAGGAAGAGGAGGAACUCUGCACCAGUCUGGAGAGAGAGCAGCUCCAUUUGGAACAGGAGUCUGUCACCGUCAGGUUUCCAUUCACUGCAGUUUCUAUAAAGAGUGAGGAUGAUGCAGGGAAACCUGUGUUAUCACAGCUUCAUCAUCAGCAAAUAGAAGACAGAGAUGUUCCAACCAGCAGCUCAGAUGACCAGAGGACAGCAGAAACAGGUGGAGAAGCAGAAAAUAGCAGGAAUUCAGAUCUAAACCCUCAUGAACAGACAUCUGACUCUGAGCUGUCAGACUUCUGGCCUGAAUCUGGAGAAAGAGUCAAUGACUCAAUCUUUAGCUGCCCAGAGUGUGGUAAACAAUUUGUCCAAAAGUGGUCUCUCAAGAUACAUUUGAGGGUGAUGGGUCAUUCAUUUGCCUCUACUUCUUUCAACUUGAAGACCUUCUGGCUGCUCUACAUUCUCACAAUGAGCAGCCAGGAAGAGGAAGUAAAGAGGAAAUUAACCAGUACAGUUGUCCUAAAUAUGGCACUGGUUAAAGAAGAUCCUGAAGAACAGAGUGCUGAUGUGGACCAGCAGAACCCAGAGCACCUCCACAUAAAGGAGGAAGAGGAGGAACUCUGCACCAGUCUGGAGAGAGAGCAGCUCCAUUUGGAACAGGAGUCUGUCACCGUCAGGUUUCCAUUCACUGCAGUUUCUAUAAAGAGUGAGGAUGAUGCAGGGAAACCUGUGUUAUCACAGCUUCAUCAUCAGCAAAUAGAAGACAGAGAUGUUCCAACCAGCAGCUCAGCUGACCAGAGGACAGCAGAAACAGGUGGAGAAGCAGAAAAUAGCAGAAAUUCAGAUCUAAACCCUCAUGAACAGACAUCUGACUCUGAGCUGUCAGACUUCUGGCCUGAAACUGGAGAAAGAGUCAAUGACUCAGUCUUUAGCUGCCCAGAGUGUGGUAAACAAUUUGUCCAAAAGUGGUCUCUCAAGAUACAUUUGAGGGUGAUGGGUCAUUCAGAAAUUAGUUCUUCAGACGGUUUGGUAAAUAAGAAAUGUGAAGGAGGGGAGCAGCCUGCAGAUUCACGCAGGAAACGAAAAAUAUACAUUUGUGAUUACUGUGGAAAACGAUUUGUUUGUAAAUCAUAUUUAGAAAGUCAUGAGACCGUCCACACAGGACUGAAACGUUUUGUUUGUGAGAUCUGUGGGAAAAGAGUUACAAAAAAGACAAGUUUAAACCAACACAUGAGAUCCCACUCAGGACAGAAACCUUUUGCUUGUGAGCUCUGUGGACAAAGAUUUGGUGAGAAGGCAUAUUUAACCCGUCACAUGAACGUCCACACAGAACAUAAGCCUUUUGCUUGUGGGCACUGUGGAAUAAGAUUUAGCAGAAAGGAAUAUUUAACCCGUCACAUGAGUGUCCACACAGGACAUAAGCCUUUUGUUUGUGGCCACUGUGGAAAAAGGUUUUACAAAAAAGCCCACUUAAAGACUCACGUCAGCAUCCACACAGGACAGAAGCCUUUUGCUUGUGAGCUUUGUGGAAAGAGAUUUUGUCAGAAGUCCAAUUUAAACAAACACAUGAGAGUCUCCAUAAAACACAAAAAAAUUAAGUUAACAAGAGUAUCUAAAGGACCCUUGUAGUCUUUACAUCCAAGAUGUCAGUUUUGUACUCCUGGUGGCAGUCCUCUACCCUAGAUCAGAGCUACAUUAGGCCCAUAAGCCACCUCUUUCUGGCCAGAGAGCCACAUAUUUCAAACUAUGUCCAAUGCUAAGCCGGGCAGAUGCAGAGAGCGCUUUUGUCUCUUCCUGAAUGGACUACAAUGCGAUCCACAUUUUGUAUUCCUAAAAAAAAGCAUUCAGAGACUACAUUACAUCCAGAACCGCACUGCUAGGAUCCCAUUGAGGGUGUGCACAUAAGUACAUAUCACCCCCAUUCUGAAAGAUCCUCAUUGGCUCCCAGUUAAAUUCAGAAUUGCAUGUUGGGGUCGUAACACUGAAUUUGGGAUUUUCUUUACUUGUCUUCAGUCUGCAACAACAAAUACACCGCAAAUCCCCAGAAUCAAUCUCCGCUGCAUGGGAGAUCGGGCCUUUUCAACCGCUGCUCCAAGGCUGUGGAACGGUCUACCCAUCCACCUGAGGGCCCCACAAAUUGGAUGCUUUCAAAUGGAAUCUUUAAGCCUGGGCCACAGAAGCGCUGUGGUUUUGAGAAGUCAAAUGGUCACACAGGAAUCACUACACCACUUAACGCUUCUUGGAAAGUCGCCUGAAAGUCACGCAAUAAUCUCAGCAUCACGCGGGACUUGAGAACAGGAAGCAGAAAGUGACUUGUUUGUUCAUACGGGAUCAGAUUUGCCAUCGUGUUUUGUGAGACUAAUUCAUUUAAAAUGGGUAAGUAUGCUAUUUAUUAGAACAUAAUUGUCGUCGCGGUGGCAAAAACCCAGGCGUGAGAGGGGUUCAUUGAGACCAUGAAGCAAGACUUCUGUUAGGCUUCGAGAAGAUUGUGGUCCACCAUCCGGCGCCUCAGGAGGGGAAAGCAGUGCGCUACCGACACUAUUUAUAAUGGGGACGGUGUGCUGCUUACCUCUACUCGGGAUGUUGUGGAUCGGUGGGCAGAAUACUUCGAAGACCUCCUCAAUCCCGCCGACACGUCUUCCAGUGAUGAAGCAGAGUCUGGGGACUUUGAGUUGGGCUCUCAAAUCUCUGGUGCUAAGGUCACUGAGAUGGUUAAAAAGCUCCUCUCGCAAGGCUCCAGGGGUGGAUUAGAUCCACCCGGAUUUUCUUAAGGCUCUGGAUGUUGUGGGGCUGUGUUGGCUGACGUGGCUCUGCAAUAUUGCGUGGACAUCGGGGGCAGUCCCACUGGACUGGCAGACCAAGGUGGUGGUUCCUCUAUUUAAAAGGGGGGACUACAGGGUGUGUUCCAACUAUGGGGGGAUCAGACUCCUGAGCCUCCCUGGUAAGGUCUAUUCGGGGGUUCUGGAGAGAAGGGUACAUCGAAUCGUCGAACCACAGAUUCAGGAGGAGCAAUGUGGUUUUCAUUCUGGCUGUGGAACACUGGACCAGCUCUACACCCUUAGGGGGGAUCCUGGAGGGUGUGUGGGAAUUUGCCCCACCAAUCUACAUGUGUUUUGUGGAUUUGGAGAAGGCAUUCAACUGUGUCACUCGGUGGGCCCUGUGGGGGUACUCUGGGAGUAUGGGGAGGCCCUCUAUACGGGCUGUUAGGUCCCUCUAUGACCGGUGUCAGAGCUUGGUCCGCAUCGCCAGCAGUAAGUCAGGCUUGUUCCCAGUGAGAGUUGGACUCCGCCAUGACUGCCCUUUGUCACCGAUUCUGCUCAGAAUCUUUAUGGACAGGAUUUCUAGGCACAGCCAAGGUUUUGAAGGCAUCUGUUUUGGUGGCCUGAGGAUCAGGUCUCUGCUUUUUGGAGAUGAUGUGGUCCUUUUGGCUUCAGCAGAACGUAAUCUUCGGCUUUUGCUGGAGCGGUUUGCAGCUGAGUGUGAAGCAUCUGGGAUGAGAAUCAGCUCCUCUUAACCUGAGACCAUGGUCUUGAUUCGGAAAAUGGUAGAAUGCCUUCUCCGGGUCAGGGAUGAGGUCCUGCCCCAAGUGGAGGAGUUUAAGUAUCUCAGGGUCUUGUUCACAAGUGAGGGAAAGCUGGAGCGUGAGAUCGAUAGGCGGAUUGGUGCUGCAUCUCCAGUGAUGCGGGCGUUGUACCGGUCUGUCAAGGUGAAGAGAGAGCUCAGAAGGCGAAGCUUUAAAUUCACCGGUCGAUCUACGUUCCUACCCUCACCUAUGGUCAGAUAGGGUGAGAAGCUCAGUCAUCCGGAAGGGGCUCGGAGUAGAUUUGCUGCUCCUUCACAUUGAGAGUAGUCAGUUGAGAUGGCUCAGGCAUCUGGUCAUAAUGCCUCCUAGACGCUUCCCUGGUGAGGUUUUCUGGGCACGUCCAACCAGGAGGAGGCCCAAAGGGAAACCCAGGACACGUUGGAGGGACUAUGUCUCUCACCUGGCCAGGAAAUGCCUUGGGAUUCGCCCAGAAGAGCUGGCCCAAGUGGCUGGGUAGAGGGAAGUUUGGGCUUCUCGACUUAGGGUACUGCCCCCACGACCCGACUCCGGAUAAGUGGAUAAAGAUGGAUGGAUGUAUACUACAAACGGCUGUCAAACCGUACCAUACCCCGGACUAAAUGUUGAGUGCUACACAUGCUCAUACUUUUCAUGCCCAAACUUUUUAGUUGCCCAAAAUUGCUAAAAUCCUUUUAAAACAUUGGUCAUAAUUAAUAUUCUAAUAUUUUGAGAUACUGAAUGUUAUGGCCACCAGACUGGCCUCUUCAGAUGCAGGAGCCAGGAUCGCCCAGCCCCGGUGAUCAGCCAGACACUGCCUCUCCUCCAGGCUGCUGAGGAGCACAGCUGAGCUGAAUCUUUCUGAUGACCUAGACCUGGGAUAAAGAGGCUGUGCCUUCAGCAGUCUGGGAGGCAGCGGUGCAGGGCUUCUGCUGUCCUCCAGGCACCAGACGUUGGUUUGAACCCCUUUGUUUUUGAUGAGUUUUAGCAGGACGGUUAAAGCUCUGAGAUGAUCCUAAGGGAACUUUAGUUGAUGUCAACUUAGUUGACUGAGUGAUGAGUAUUUUAAAGGUUAACUCUGUUCUGGUUUUAAGACUUUUAUCGACAUUGUGGAUUUUAAAACACCUUCAUUUUUGGUAAAACUUAUAACGACGUUUUAACCAGGUGUUUUAAUUGUUAAGUUUGUUUUUUGAGAGUUUUUUGUUUGACAUUAUUUUUAUAAUGCCCUCCAUCUGUUUGCUUGCUCGCUUGUUUUUAGAAACUUUUUUUAUGAAAGUUAAACCCACUAUCAUGUUUCUUAUGUUACCCCCUCCUUCACAUUUAACAACACAUGUCGGGGUCGUAACACGGAAUUUGGGAUUUUCAUUAAGUGUUUGAGUCAUCAAAAAUUAAAGAGGUAAAUAUUUCAGAUACAUCAGUCUGUGUUCAAUGGAUGCAUCUAGUAUACAAGUUUAACUUUCUGAAUGAAAUUACUAAAAUAAAUAAACUUUUUUCAUUAUAUUCUAA